AUGGACAACAGCAAAAGUGAGCCUGCUGAGACAUCUACUAACACAAAGACAUCCCUGGAGCUCUUAUUGGAAAACCUGCACUUGGACCAAGACUACAGAGAGAAGCUAUCACUCAGCAAAAUACUUGAGAUUAAUGAGAAGGUGAUUUCUGAUGAACCUGCCAAGUGUGAAUCAGACCUUCCAUGGUUUUGUCUAAAGAAAUUAAUGAUGGUUAAUUUGACAGCUAGAAAUGUGAAAUGUAUAUCACUAAACACAGCUGACAUGCUAAACCCCCUCGACAUAAUCACUGCUCUCUUUCUGUGUUCUGAUGGUUUUGUACAACAGGAAAUGGCACUAAAAAUGUCCAUGUGUCAGUUCUCUGUUCCUCUGCUGCUUCCAAAUUGUGACACAAAUCAGUGCACACUCAUGCUGUGGGCCAUGAGAGACAUUGUUAAAAAGUACAGACCUCAGUCUCUGUCAGAAUCCAAGAGCUUCAUUGAAGACAGAAUCGUUCUCUCUGAACUUCCAAUGAUCUCUUUUGUCAGACUGGGUGAGUGCUCUUUGUCCAAGUCAGAGAUUCUCAAUAAGCUUCUGAGCAAUUCUCAGCAGUACCAUGACACCUUUGUUCAUCACAACAUGGAGUGUGGUGACAGUCCAAGAAGAAUAUCAAAUGGACUGAUUGAAAUUGCUUGGUAUCUUCCAUGUGGAAACAAAAACAUUGAUAUUUUCAGUCAGCCAGUGGCUGUAGCUAACCUUCGUGGGGACAUUGCUUCAUUUGUGACACAAUACUCCUUUCUGUGUCAGACAUCUGCAGCAGUUUUUCUGAUCUUUGACCAUUUGGACUGUGAAAGCAGUUUACUUAACAGUCACAGGGGACAGAUCUUCCUGGUUGGCAACUAUGAAAGUAAGCGCUUCAACUCAGAAGCAUUAAAAAAAGUAGCAAAAGAGUUGGGCUUGACUAACAACAACAUCAUUAUCAAGACAAAAAAAAAAAAUGACGCAGACUUUAUACAGCUAUUGAGGGAAAAGGUCAGAGAUGUAGUUGAGAACUCAAAUACGAAGAUGUCAAUAGAGCAGAUGGCAGACAUUGCCCAUGAACUGGGAAUCCGGGUUGAUGAAGACUUUCAAGAGUGCCAAACUGCAAAGAAAAAUGCAGAUGCCAUCACUGGAGAAAUACAAGACAUCCUGAAAUACAAAGAAGAUCAGCUUCCACUGCAAGGUGAAAUAUGGAAAGAACUGACCUGCUUAGAGACAGAAGAAUACCGACUUCAAAAGAUUGGGUCUAAGAAUGUAGAAGACUACAAAAGUCAUCUUCGGAUACAGAAGCACGAACUCCGGAAAAAGCAGAACUCUUAUGACAUGUCCACAGCUAUGAUAUACAUCAUAAAUGCAAUAUCAUGCCCGAGGACAGAGAGGUCUUAUUUUCUGAAAUGGAUGCGGAUGAACCUUGACAAGGUGUCCUGUAUAAAGCUCUCUAAACUUAAGGAGAAAUAUAAAGAAAAAUGUAAGAACUCUGAGAACAAAGAGGAGAUCAAGGAAAUUGACCAACAAAUUUCCAACAGCUCACUGGGGACUGAACACUUCUUCCGUGAAAUGGGUCAGAUCUAUGAAGCCUCACUGUCCCUUCCAGAAAAAGAUCCAGCACGUCAACAGCUGCAGCAUCUGCCCAAACUCUGUGCAGAGUUGUUGCUUGAUGGAUUUCCUCUUGAGCUUGUAGAUGGAGAUGCAUCGCACAUCCCUCUCAGAUGGGUGAGUGAUGUUCUCUCUCAGCUCAGUGACUUGGUGUCUCCAAACGGAAAGAUACGUGUAGUCACAGUUCUUGGAGUUCAGGGCACAGGAAAGUCCACUCUCCUUAACACCAUGUUUGGAGUGCAGUUUGCAGUCAGCAGUGGUCGAUGUACUCGAGGUGCCUUUAUGUUGCUCAUCAAAAUCAAUGAAGACAUGAAAAAAGUCCUAAACUGUGACUUCAUGCUGAUCAUUGACACUGAGGGCUUAAAGUCACCAGAACUUGCACAACUAGACAACAGCUAUGAGCACGACAAUGAGCUUGCUACACUUGUUGUGGGGCUGAGUGAUGUCACCAUUGUUAAUGUUGCAAUGGAGAAUUCAACUGAAAUGAAGGACAUCCUACAAAUAGUUGUGCAUGCUUUUCUCAGGAUGAAGGAGGUGGGCAAAAAGCCGAAAUGUGUGUUUGUUCACCAGAAUGUGUCCGAUGUUUCAGCCCAUGAGAUGAACUCACGAGACAGGAAACUGCUCCUGGAACAGUUAAAUGAGAUGACCCAGGCAGCAGCCAAAAUGGAAAAGAAAGAGGAGAACAAGAGCUUCACUGAUGUGAUGGAGUACAGUCCAGACACUGGGAACUGGUACAUUCCUGGACUCUGGAAUGGAAACCCACCAAUGGCACCAGUCAGUGUAGGGUACAGUGAGGCUGUAUAUGAGCUCAAGAAACACAUCAUCCAACUGUUGAGAAACUGUGAGUCAUCUGCUUAUGAUAUAUUAGAGUUUAAAGAGUGGAUGACAAGCAUGUGGACUGCAGUAAAGCAUGAAAACUUCAUCUUCAGCUUCAGAAACAGUCUAGUAGCUGAUGCAUACAUGAGACUCUGCACAGAAUUCAACAAAUGGGAGUGGGAAUUCAAAAAAGAAAUGUACACCUGGGUAACAAACGCAGAAACAAGAAUUUCCAAUUUUGGUAAAGUCGCUGUUGAAACUAACAGAAGAGAAUUUCUGACUUGUUUGAAAAGUGAAGCCUCCACAGUGCUGUCCAAAUGGGAGGCAAAGCUUCAAAAAAAUCUGACAGAGUAUUUCAAGCAAACAGAGAGUCGUGUAGAUUUGGUUGAAAGAUACAGAGAGGAAUUCUCAAACAGUGCAAAGAGCCUACGAAAAGAAAUUGAGAGGUCUGUUAAUAAUCAGCUCACAGCAGCAGCCGAAAUCCGACAAGGAAUGGUGGAACUUGAUAAAAUCAAAGAGAAUUACACAAAAGAGAUUGAAAAAGCAGUUUGUGCACUAAUUGAUGAAUGUCGGGAAAAGAAUGUCCAAAUGGAUGAAACGGAUCUGGACAAAGAGUUUGACAAAAUGUGGAAUGAAACGGUGAAGAAAUUAUCUGUUUCCAAACAAAAUGCCACAAAUGUCUUCACCAGCGUAACUAACUUCCUGAGAAUAAAUCUGUCACACCGGGGGAGUCAUGCAUAUGAGUUGUUAAAUCAAAAGAGUCUGUACAACUGUGGAGAAGAGCCCUUCAAAUAUACAGCUGAAGGACGCUUCAGACGAAUUAAACACAAACUGAACAAGAUGUUCAGCAUUCAAGAUCACAUAAUGGCCGUUCACAAACUGUCUGAAGGCAUCAUAUUUCUUUGCACUCAGUUUGUGAGUGAAAAAGUGAAAAGAAAAAUGAAUUACUCUGACACUUACAUCGAGGAGAUCCUACACAUCAUUGAUGAGAUGCUGCAGAACAAUCAAGAUAUUAACACAGACAUUGAGUUUGAAGUUUCUCUGAAACAGCACAUCUGUGGAUUUGCAGCCAGAGAGUUUCAGAAAAUGCACGAAGAUUUUAUACAAACAAAUGAUCCCUACAGAUGUCUGGAAAAAAACAAGGAAAAGUUUUGUGAUGAUUUCAAAGAUGUGUUCCAUAAACGAGACCAGUGUCAGAAGAAGGCAGAAGAAUUCACCAACAAAUGCUUAAAACCUGCUAUUGAAGACUUUAUCAGUCGUUUCCUGGGUCAGGAUAUCAUUGAUGAAAUGCUGACAUGUGAGCAGUUUAAAACACAAAUGUCCUUCCAGUAUUCAGUUUUACUGGAUUUGCUUUCGCAGGAUGAUUUUCAAAACUAUGUUGACUAUAUAUGGUCAUUUGAUACCUAUGUAUAUAAAAUGAUACGCAAUCAAAUAGUGAAGCACUUCUCAUCUGUAUCAACAUUUAAGUAUGAGGAUAAGCAUCUCCAGUCAUCUAUCACAAGCAUUCAUGAAGCGAUCAAGAAGGCCAAAACUGGAAAGACUAAUGGUUUGAAGGCAUUUAUUGAAGAUAUUUGUAAAGAGCUUGGUAACAAACUGGUCAUUUCCCAGGAUGCUCUUGGUGCUUUCAUGAUCUUGAACAACGCUGACCUUGAACAGUUUGAUGACUAUCUAACAGUGUCUGUGCAAAACAUGACAAAAAAUCUUACAGAGACUUUGAAAAAAACAUGCAUUGAAGCUAAACUGCAACACCUCCAUGUGAUGCCCCAGCUUGAGCUUUCAAGUAAAAUGAUUGGUUGUGGCAAACAGUGUCCAUUCUGCAAAGCUCCUUGUGUUGCAGGAGGGAAAUACCAUACUGAGCAUUUUGCUUCACUGCAUCAGCCUCAGGGUCUGAGUAAAUACACCUGGGACACAACAAAAAAACUUGCCACUGACAUAUGUUCUUCUCUUGUGACCACUAAAAAAUAUUUUAAUUGCAAUGCUACAGAAGGUAAAUGUCAGCCUUACAAGAAUUACAAGAAUUUUUUCCCAAACUGGAAAAUCACUCCAGAUGUGAGCCCUGAGGCAUCAGACUACUGGAAAUAUGUAAUGGCAAAGUACAACAAUGAAUUUGCCAAAUUAUAUGAAGUAGAACCUGCUGAUAUUCCCACAGGUUGGAUUGAGAUAACAAAGGAGCAGGCAAAAGAAAGCCUUAAACAUCCAUUCAAAGCAAAGUGGCUAAUAAAGGCUAAGGCUAAAAGGUCAAAACUGUUAGACAAGGGCAGAGCACUGAACUCUUCCCGCUACCAUCCUAAGCCCAAGAGUGCAUCAGCCCAUUCGUCAGGGCCUCCAAGCCUGUCACAGGUCGUUGCCACCACCAGCUACUUCGCCAUAUCUCCCGCCCUCUGUCCUGCCAUGCCCUCUUAUGUAACCUCCCAGGUGUGUGCAAUUAGUGAUCAGGAGGGGGUGGAGUCUCUCCGGGAUGAGUCGACUCCAGAUGCAGGGGAAAAAGUUCUGUCAGGGAAAACCUUGGCAUGA
Pelmatolapia mariae (spotted tilapia) is the source of this 4941-nucleotide messenger RNA. Its product is annotated as interferon-induced very large GTPase 1-like. The transcript is spliced from 5 exons. NCBI's taxonomy places the organism in Eukaryota, Metazoa, Chordata, Actinopteri, Cichliformes, Cichlidae. The record is from RefSeq and is a predicted model, not a curated record. Bases 1 to 4941 code for a protein of 1646 amino acids. Gene Ontology annotation, molecular function: GTP binding.